Messenger RNA from Gasterosteus aculeatus aculeatus (three-spined stickleback), 1979 nucleotides. NCBI's taxonomy places the organism in Eukaryota, Metazoa, Chordata, Actinopteri, Perciformes, Gasterosteidae. The record is from RefSeq and is a predicted model, not a curated record.
CUACCUGUGCCCUCCCUUCCUGUCACCUGCGUCCCUUAUGUACACCCAUGUGCACCUAAUCACCGCCACCUAGUGUCCAAAGUGUCAAUAUAAAUACUAACAAACAAAAUAUACUUUGCCAACAACAACCCAUAAUGGUCCCUACAAAUAUAUUACAUGUUUUGCGAACAGUUUCAUAUAUACAAGUAAAGUGGUUUUGGCAACUUUUAGUUUUGGACAUCUCCGACCGCCCGUGAAGGCACCACUAGAGCUCUGAGCAGCAGUGAUGUCAUCAGAGCAGCAGGAAAGCAGAGACUUUAGUUAGUCGGCUUUGAAUUGUCAAAUUUGAUAGGAACCACUGGACCAUCCUACGACAGGAAAGGAGAUAAUUGCGUCGGAAAUAUUUAAACAGUGACGUAUCAUUCGGCCGUUCACAAGAACUAACGAUCAUGGACCGAAAAAUGCAGAUUAUGUAACUUCACUUCCUGGUUGUGAAGUUAGACACGUGAUUGGCAGAGAGCGCUGAGGGCGAAGCAACCAGACUGCGCAUGCUCAGAAAACAGCGGAAGAGCAGAGAAAACUCUACUUCAGUAAACACACUUUCUUCAUCAGAGAUGGGGGGUCAGACAUCCUCCAUGGAAGGCGUCCACGUCGUGGUUGUUGGUGGUGGAUUCGGGGGCAUCGCGGCAGCUCAGCAUCUGAAGGCUGGAGGACUGAGCUUCACUCUCAUCGACAUGAGAGACGCUUUUCACCACAACGUGGCCGCACUCAGAGCAUCGAUUCAACCGGGGUUUGCCCAAAGGACCUUCAUCCCGUACAAGGAGACGUUUAGAGAGACUUUUGUCCAGGGACGAGUUCAGAGGAUUGAUACUGAGAAACAGACGGUUGUCCUGGAGGGAGGGAGGGAGAUCGAGUACUCCCACCUCAUCCUCUGCACUGGGACUGAUGGAGCCUUCCCAGGGAAGUUCAACACUGUGGCGUCGUACCAGAGUGCCGUCCAAGCGUACGAGGACUUCGUAAAACAGGUCCAGGCUGCAGACUCAGUCUUGGUGAUCGGAGGAGGGUCGACCGGUGUGGAGAUGGCUGCUGAGAUAAAGACGGAGUAUCCAGACAAGAAGGUGGUUCUAAUCCACUCCAGGGUCGCGCUGGCUGACCCAGAGCUGCUCCCCAGCGUCAGACAGCAGGCCAAGGAGGUUCUUCUGGAGAAAGGAGUGGAGCUGGUUCUAGGUCAGAAGGUGUCCAACCUGUCGGAGCUGCAGCUCAACGUCACCCAGAAGAACCACGAGGUGAGGACAGAGAGAGGAGAGGUUCUGACCUCAGAUCUGAUCAUCUGCUGCACCGGCAUAAAGGUCAACUCUGCAGCCUACGCCUCCAGCUUCUCCAGCUGUCUGGCCGAUAACGGGGCACUGAAGGUCAACGACCACCUGCAGGUUACAGGCUUCUCCAACGUCUUCGCUGUGGGAGACUGCGCUGACGUCAACGAGCCCAAGAUGGCAUACCACGCCGGGCUGCACGCUGCCGUCGCCGUGAGCAACAUCAGCAACAGUCUGAGUGGGAAGGAGCUGACCUCGUACCGCACAGGUAACGUCACCAUGUUGCUGGCGAUGGGCCGUGACGACGGCGUGGGUCAGUUCAACGGGCUGAAGUUGCCUCGUUGCGUUGUUGCUUUGGGGAAGAGUCGAGAUCUCCUGCUGUGGAAGAGUUGGCGGGAGAUGCAACAGCAGCAACCCUGAGGACUCCUGUACUAAGGACCUUCACUCACUUCAGAAAAAAUGAGGAAAGAUCAUUUUUUAUGUUGACCGAUUGAUAGAUGGAUUGAGCACGUUUGUACAUCCAGCUUGUUUUCUUUCUACAAUGUUUAAAUAUUGGAGAAUGAACUGAUAUCUGUUUGUUGCUCAGGUAAUUUAUGUUUGCGCAGGAACUUAAAUGUUUUGAAUUCAUACAAAGAUGCUUCUUUUAUUUGAGUUCUGAUGGAAAUAAAGGUCUCAGACUCUGUUUAA